This is a messenger RNA of Oncorhynchus mykiss (rainbow trout), 795 nucleotides long. NCBI's taxonomy places the organism in Eukaryota, Metazoa, Chordata, Actinopteri, Salmoniformes, Salmonidae. The record is from RefSeq and is a predicted model, not a curated record.
AUGACCCUGAACAGUAGAGGGGUACGGAGGGCUGCUGUGGUGAGAGAGCUCCUUCACGCUGUAGAUCUAACCCUGGCCAAUGGCAGCGCUGUAGAUCUAACCCUGGCCAAUAGCUGCGCUGUAGAUCUAACCCUGGCCAAUGGCAGCGCUGUAGAUCUAACCCUGGCCAAUAGUUGCGCUGUAGAUCUAACCCUGGCCAAUGGCAGCGCUGUAGAUCUAACCCUGGCCAAUGGCAGCGCUGUAGAUCUAACCCUGGCCAAUGGCAGCGCUGUAGAUCUAACACUGGCCAAUGGCAGCGGUGUAGAUCUAACCCUGGCCAAUGGCAGCGCUGUAGAUCUAACACUGGCCAAUGGCAGCGGUGUAGAUCUAACCCUGGCCAAUGGCAGCGCUGCAGAUCUAACCCUGGCCAAUGGCAGCGCUGUAGAUCUAACACUGGCCAAUGGCAGCGGUGUAGAUCUAACCCUGGCCAAUGGCAGCGCUGUAGAUCUAACACUGGCCAAUGGCAGCGGUGUAGAUCUAACCCUGGCCAAUGGCAGCGCUGCAGAUCUAACCCUGGCCAAUGGCAGCGCUGUAGAUCUAACCCUGACCAAUGGCAGCGCUGUAGAUCUAACCCUGGCCAAUGGCAGCGCUGCAGAUCUAACCCUGGCCAAUGGCAGCGCUGUAGAUCUAACCCUGACCAAUGGCAGCGCUGUAGAUCUAACACUGGCCAAUGGCAGCGGUGUAGAUCUAACCCUGGCCAAUGGCAGCGCUGCAGAUCUAACCCUGGCCAAUGGCAGCGCUGUAGCAGUGUGGUAA